AUGUCUCAAUGUGUUGACGGAGAAGCCGCUGCUCACAUGAGGGUUCGAUACGACUUCGAAGGUGAACGUGUCCAGUUGCACGCCAAUGCAGCGUUGAUUAUCAUUCAGGGUAAUAUCCCAGUCAGAAAAGGAACAACGGCUCGUGUCUAUCAACUAUGGGGAAGGUGUGAGACGUCUAGUCAGUUUACAUAUGGGAAUCCUGAAAUCGGGCUGCAACUUUAUAAGGCGGAUGACCUGUGUGCAGUAUGCAUGACAAUCGAUUAUGAUAGUCGCCCCAUCAUUUUUCCCUUAAUUGCCUUCUGGGUGGUCAAUUUCCAACCCCAGCACUGGUGGCUCUUUCGUUCUAAUUUGCGUUUUCAUUUUCCUGAUGGACUAAAGGAAUUUUAA
Messenger RNA from Dicrocoelium dendriticum, 387 nucleotides. Lineage: Eukaryota; Metazoa; Platyhelminthes; Trematoda; Plagiorchiida; Dicrocoeliidae. The record is from the annotation of a GenBank genome assembly.